UGUUACCAACAUCUCUGACACACACCAGGUCACGUGACACAGAUCCUGCACAUUUAAAAAAGAACGGGAUUUAUAAUUCCCACCAGGGCUUCAAAGAGGUGGAUAAAAUUGCUCCCCGUUGCCAGUUAAUUAACCGACUUUCGCACCUCCGCGGCACUUCUGUGCAAUUGACAGCGCGCAGAACGCACCAACGACCCAUGAGACUCCAUCAGCAAACCUGAUAACGAGCGGCCCAUCCUUAUUUUUAACCCUCAGUUUCUAUUCUUAUACUGUACGAAGUUGAUCGAAGCCUGCAGAGAAAUCAUCUUCGAGGGCGAGAAGUGGGGCUGUCCUCUGUCGUUAUUAAUAAUCGCUCAGGAUGGCAGUGGACUUUAGAUGCGCAGUUCACGGCUCAGUCUUUUGGGGCUUUGUGGUUAUCCUCAGUAACGUGCUAUGUCCCAUUGAUGCGUACCUCUACAACAACCGCUAUGCAGGUGAUCAAGUCUUCAGGAUAACUCCCAGCAACGAGGGGGAGGUUCAGGAGCUCAAGAAACUCCUGGGAAACAUCAAGGUGGACCUGUGGCAGCCCAACAGUGCCUCUCUGAUCCGACACAACGCCACCGUGGACGUGCAUGUGAGACGGAACAACACACGAGGGCUUCGUUCACGCCUCCAGAAGGAACACAUAGAUUUUAAGGUGUUCAUAUCUAACCUUCAGAAGGAAAUUGAAAAGCAGACUGGAUAUCGCUCUUCCCGCAAGAGGAGGUCUGAAUCCCGAUAUGACUAUGAGGUGUACCACUCUCUGGAGGAGAUCCAGAGUUGGAUGUUUGAGAUCAACAGGACCCAUCCUCACCUGGUGGACAUGUUCUCUAUAGGGAGGUCAUAUGAAGGCAGGCCCCUUUAUGUGCUUCAGCUAGGAAAGAGAACACGGUCCUAUAAGAAGGCAGUGUGGAUAGACUGUGGGGUCCAUGCAAGGGAGUGGAUUGGACCAGCCUUCUGCCAGUGGUUUGUCAAAGAGGCUCUGCAUUCCUACCAGCAUGACUCUGUGAUGAGACGACUGAUGAACCAACUCAACUUCUACAUCAUGCCUGUCUUCAACGUGGAUGGAUACAUCUUCAGCUGGACUACGGAUCGUUUCUGGAGGAAAACCCGGUCCAAAAACGUCAAGUAUCACUGCAGAGGUGUUGACGCCAACAGGAACUGGAAAGUCAAGUGGUGUGAGGAGGGUGCAUCCUCUCACCCCUGUGAUGACACGUACUGCGGACCCUUCCCUGAGUCCGAGCCAGAGGUCAAGGCAGUGGCCAAGUUCCUGCGGAAGCACAAGAAGCGUGUCAAGGCCUACGUCUCCAUCCACGCCUACGCUCAAAUGUUGCUCUACCCCUACUCUUAUAAAUACGCCACCAUCCCUAACUUCAACUGUGUGGAGUCAGCUGCACACAAUGCAGUGACUGCCCUGUACUCUGCCUACGGAGUGAGGUACAGAUAUGGACCCGCCUCCACCACGCUGUAUGUCAGCUCAGGCAGCUCCAUGGACUGGGCCUAUAGGAACGGGAUCCCUUAUGCCUUUGCCUUUGAACUGCGGGACACAGGCUACUUUGGCUUCCUGUUACCUGAAGCUCUGAUUAACCCCACCUGUACUGAGACCAUGAGAGCAGUGAAGACCAUCUCAUCAGGCCUACUAAAGAAGUGUGAGACAGGGAUGUAUCAGCUGGACAGGGAGAGAUAUCCAUAUCUCUGAGAUAUAUAGACAUUUACAGUAUCUCUGCAUCUGCUAGAGAAUAACUACGGGUGGUGGGUUAUUGUGCCAAAAAGGAAAAUGCAACAUAUAUCAUGCAAGCCUUGAUGUUUACCCAAGAGUGGUCACCACUCCAUUUUAUGUCUGUAUGUUAGAGGCUAUAGUGGUACUUGAAAAUGCCCUCAAACUGGUUUCAAAUGUAAAAGUAUUUAGAUGUCAUAUUACAUCAAAUCUUCACCUUGUACUAUCAACAACUCGACUGUUUACUGUGUACGGUGAACGCAAGCACUUGAAUGCCAUUUUCAAGAGACUGAUAUUGCAUUUCACAGAGUUUUUUUCUUGAAAUUGCAGUUUUGACCCAUUAAAGCUUCACUAUCUGGAGCACCAUCAGCUAACUCAGUGGUGUAGUCGUGCCUGGAGAAGUGGGUAUAUUCUAUCUUUUGCCAAAGAUGUCCCAAACGGCCCGCCGGGUGAAUUCUAUGAGAAACAGUGACAUACACUCUGAAUGACCUAAAAUGAUAAAUGCCAUAUUGGUCUUUCAUAGUCAGGCCAACCCAAGCUGUACUGUGCAAGUAGGCUAAUAGUAGACCUACUACUGAAAUGGAUACAUGAGGCUGGCCAACGGCAGUUCCGGAGACCACUUUUGAUGUCAGGGAACAAUCUAAGAAAUGUUGAUUUUUUUUUGUGUAGUUACCCUAUAAUUUGCAGGCACAAAGCACUGUUGUUUGAUUAGCAGUGUUUCUGUAGGACAUGAGUUUGCAAAACAAAUGGCCACUAGAUUGACACAAAUAAUCCUGAUAUAAUUCUGCUUUGUAGCUAGUUAACGCUUAAUUUAGAAGGUUUUUGGGAAAGCAUUUCCCUCUACCAGAAGACGAUUAGGCCUAUCAUUAGCAUUGCUAUAUUCUUCCUGCUCCUUCAUUGUCUGAAACCAGGAUGUUUUAUCUCAUAAUAUGAGGCAUGUUUCAAAGUAGCUUAUAGCCAAAAUCCCACCAUAAAAAUGUGGAGGCAAUUAUUUUAUAAAGACUUAUACUGGUUUUCUUUCAAAUGUAUUUUAUUGUCUAGCAGCCAAAGGUAUUGUCCAAGUCAUAUUAGCAACCCAUGAUAAUAAUUAUAACAAUUUUAAAAAAUGCUAACAAUUAUUGUUGCAUCUUUAGAUCUUCCCUCUUUCAAAAUAUCUAAAGAAUAUUUACAUCUCUGUCCUUGAAACUGCUUGCAUGUGCAGUGCACAUUUUAGAACAGUGUUUUCCCGCAUAGGCCUACCGCCAUGUGCACAUUGCUGAGCCUAAAAUGUGAAAUAAUAGUUUUUGAACAUUUUAAGCUAAACAUUCUAACCUGUUCCAUCAGCCUUAUUAAUUGAUAUGGCAUAUACCUCCACUACACUACUUUGAUAUGCAUCAUGGCAAUUAAGAAGUGAGUAAACGCAAUAUGUGGGCAUAAGCCGUAUGUAUACCUGCAUGUUCCACCCACUAAACCACUGAGCUAACUGCUCUAGAUGUCUUCUAAAGACAUUUUACAUUAAUUGUGGUAGAACAAGGUCAUAAAAAUGUGUUUAUAUGGUACAAACAACAAGGAUGCCUAAAGUAUCAAUAAAGGGAUAGUUCACACAAAUGACACAAUUAUGUAUGGGUUUCCUUGUAAGCAGUCUAUGGACAACGUAUGACAGCAAAUCAUGCUUUAGUUUGUUUAGCUGGCCACUGUUCCAAUGCAAAUUCAAUGCAAGUCAACAGUACCUGUAUUAUAAUUUUUGCACUUUAUGUAUCUAAAAAUGUAUUGUGUAACUCAAUGAAGUUACUUAUAGAUCAUUUGGACAUUAACGUAAAAUGCUUAUAUAGGUACCAUUGGCUUGCAUUGGAUUUCUUCUACAAAUGUAGAAAAGUUAUCAUUUGAAACAGUAUCCAGGUAAACAAAACCAAAGCAUGGAUUGCUGUCAUAUCUUGCCCAUAGGCUGCUUCCAGGGUAAGUAAACCCAUAUGUCAUUUUGUCUUUUGGUUGAACUAUCCCUUUAACAAAGUGCCUUGAAAUGGACUUUAAACGCUUUUCAUAAUUUUGUAAAGGAUAAGUUUAUAUUUUUCUUUAUCAAGGGGAAAUGUUUACUUUUGAUAGAAAGUGUAAAGGACAUUUACUGAAAUGUAAUACAUGUUAUUUCUUUUUUAUGAGGUUGUCACGUGGAUGUUUUCUUUGACAUCACUAUCAUUACAAACAUUACAAUAUUAUCGUUUUACAGUAAUAGCCCACUGAACACAAACAUCAGUUCAACGUCUAGUUUUGUUUUACAUUUGGUUGAGCUGUCAACUAACAUGAAUUCAACGUGAAAUCAACAAAAAAUGUCACCAUGUCAUUCAUUGGAUUUAUGUUAAAAGUUGGGUGAAAAAGACAAAAAUGCCCUUAUGUUGAUGACUUUUUGCAAAUCCAAUAAGUUUUCCACAUGGAUUCAAUGCAUCACAUCGAUUUAUGGGGUUGAAAUGAUGUGUAAACAACGUUAACUUAGGAAUAGGCAUCUCGCUAGCGGGACUACUUCUGGUGAAACUGGAGGGCACGCAAUUCAAAUAAAUCAUUGUAAAAAUGAUGGCUAUUAAACAUUUAGGUACAUAUGUGUCUUAUAUUGGCUGCAACCUUAAAUUCUUGUUAAUCUAA
This is a messenger RNA of Oncorhynchus keta (chum salmon), 4348 nucleotides long. Its product is annotated as carboxypeptidase A6-like. Gene Ontology annotation, molecular function: zinc ion binding; metallocarboxypeptidase activity. The transcript is spliced from 11 exons. Bases 359 to 1717 code for a protein of 452 amino acids. The record is from RefSeq and is a predicted model, not a curated record. Gene Ontology annotation, biological process: proteolysis. Lineage: Eukaryota; Metazoa; Chordata; Actinopteri; Salmoniformes; Salmonidae.